AACACCCAGCCUGGCCCGGCCCGAUCAUGCCCGACCCAGCUUGAUCAUAGGAAGGCGCAGGGUACGUUAUGUUCAACACUUCUCCCACCCGGACAUGCGUGGCGGAGCUUCAAAGCCAGAGAGCGGGGCGAAGGGGAGAGGACAGGGAUCGAUUCAUCGUUUUCAGAAGCGAACAAAUUAGUUCAGAUCCACGCAUUUCGCUGCACACUCUCACGUGUCUUUAGAUUAGACGCGAGACGAUUGUCGCGAAGCUCUAUUUGGUUCACGGUUGGAGGUUUUUCAGUGCGUGCGGUGUGCUCUUUGACCGUGUGAUUUGGCUCCCCUGUUUAAGGUCUCGAGGUGGAGGUGGAGUGAGGCUUCUGAUCUUAGAGGGCAUGAUUGCAUGCGGUAGCGAGAGUAUCUCGUUUGCGGCUACGUGAGUAGUGAGACUUUGAGUUAGGGAGUUUUGGAGAGGGCUGCGAGUCUUGGAUUGUGGAGCAGGUUGAGAGGACCUGCGAGAAAUGUAGGUUUGAAUUCAUCGUAUUGAUGUGUUAGAGUGUAGACUUGUUGAGAUUUUGUAAUAGUGCCAGCGACUUAGCAUUGUUGAUGCGCGUGAGUAGAAUCAGUGUGAGUGAGCUCACAUGUUCCAGAUCCGUGCCGUAGGCUUCACGAGAGUGUAGCAGCAUGAUCACAGUGGUCUCGCUCCUGAACACGGUUUCGCCGUGUGUGACUGGGCCAGCUCAUCUUUGUGCGCCCUCGCUUUGGACGUACAUUCUUUCAAUCGGCACUUAAUACGACGAAAGCUGCGUGUGUUGUGAAAUGACGAGUUGCAUUUCACCUGUUACUUCAGGAAAUCAAGGUCUAUUAGGUUAGAGUGAGCGCCUGAAUCGAUAAGGAAAGGACGAGUCCGAAAGUUGUCGGUACGCGGAGAUCGAUAGUUGUUUGUGGAUUGAAGAGUGGAUUUCGUUUCAUACGAUGACAGUCAACGGAAUCCUGCAUCCGGAGAGAUGCAUUUUAGUGACGGGCGGGGCAGGAUACAUUGGAACUCAUACAUCACUGCAGCUGUUGCUUGAUGGUUAUAAAGUUGUUAUCUUGGACAACCUUGUCAAUUCAUGCGAGGAAGCUGUCCGAAGGGUCGUGGAUCUGGCUGGCAAGCAAGGGAAAAAUCUUGUUUUUCACAAGGUGGAUCUUUGCGACAAGGUUGGCAUCCAAGCUGUUUUUGACCUGCACCGAUUUGAUGCUGUAAUCCAUUUUGCGGGUUUGAAGGCAGUUGGAGAGAGCUGUGCAAAACCUUUGCCCUACUACAUCAACAAUAUUCUUGGCACUUUGAACCUUCUGGAUGUUAUGAACACUCGUAAUUGCAAAAAGCUAGUGUUUUCAUCUUCUGCUACGGUAUAUGGACAACCGGAGAGCGUCCCGGUAACAGAGGAUUCCCGUCUAUUUGUUCUGAAUCCAUAUGGUCGUACCAAGCUUCAGGUCGAAGAGAUGAUGCGCGAUAUUACCGCUGCAGAUUCAGGUUGGAGAUGCAUAGUGUUACGAUACUUCAAUCCUGUGGGAGCUCACCCCAGUGGCCGCCUUGGAGAAGAUCCUCAGGGCUUUCCGAACAACUUGAUGCCCUUUGUGCAACAGGUGGCUGUGGGCAGAAGGAAAGAGCUGACUGUGUUCGGAACUGAUUACAAUACUAAGGAUGGGUCUGGGGUCCGUGAUUACAUUCACGUCCAGGACCUUGCUACUGGUCACAGUGCCGCCCUCCACAAGCUGUUUACGACGCCUGACAUAGGUUGCACUGCUUACAACCUUGGAACAGGGAAAGGGACCUCUGUGCUGGAAAUAGUAGCCGCAUUCGAGAAGGCUGCGGGAUUGAAAAUUCCUCUGCGAAUUGCAGGCCGACGGCCUGGAGACUGCAGCGUAGUCUACACCGCUACAGACAAGGCAAGGAAAGAACUUGGAUGGAAAGCACUUAAUGGGAUUGACGAGAUGUGUCGAGAUCAAUGGAAGUGGGCAAGCAAUAAUCCAAAUGGCUAUCAACCAAAUCAAGAGCCUUCUGUUGAUUUCAAGCCUAUUGCAAAUGGGAAUGCCAUCUCACAUGACAAUCAUGAAACUGUUGUAAAAAAAGACACCCUUCCUUGAUGUCUUUGGGAGCUCUUGUUUACUACACUCGAGACGUUCUCGACUUCAGUGGUCUCCAUUUGCCACUUUCAUUUGCGAACAGGUCUUGGAAACGCACAGCUAGAGGUAGUAUCUUUUCAACCUCCUAUUCUUAAUCAAAUAGAAGAACAUAUAUAUAUAUAUAUAGUCAUAGAUGUGGAACAACAUUUAUAUUUAGAAAAAUUAAAAGGAUGUGACUUGGAUCGAGGAAUUGCCAGUCACAACGGAUGCGUGUUGAGGUAAAACGAUCUGGGAGGAUGGUAUUAGAUGCGAGGAUGUAUCCAUCUUCUCUUGGAUGCGAGUAGGUUUUAACGACUGAAUAGGUUGUGUAGUUUGAGGGUAAUAGUUGCAUACUACAUGGCCGUGUCACGAUUCAUUGUACAGGAUAAUUCUUUGGACUUGGCGGGGGAUUUCUAGGAGUUUCUUUGCCAGGCGAAAUCAAUGUCAAUAAUCAUUCAGCAGUUCUGCAGGUUUUGGA
Messenger RNA from Physcomitrium patens, 2605 nucleotides. RefSeq names its product UDP-glucose 4-epimerase GEPI48. Gene Ontology annotation, cellular component: cytosol. Gene Ontology annotation, molecular function: UDP-glucose 4-epimerase activity. Gene Ontology annotation, biological process: galactose metabolic process. The record is from RefSeq and is a predicted model, not a curated record. NCBI's taxonomy places the organism in Eukaryota, Viridiplantae, Streptophyta, Bryopsida, Funariales, Funariaceae.